UAAUGUCUGUAAACACAGUAUGAACAGGACUAAACUUUAUAUGAAAACUACUCUAACAGUCGGAUUAUUAGUCAUUCAGUCAGUGUUCAGUUACAUUCAAUAAUACUGACUGAACUUAUGAGAAACUCUUUAGAGACCAACAGUGACACAUUCUCACAGACUCAGAGAGGCGGAGAUAAACUGAGGUUGAGGUUGAGGUUGUGUGACAUUUUAAGUGCAGGUACUUUCCUUCCUGUCAGUGUGAGAACAGAACAACAUCACAGUGGAGAGUUUGCAUCCAUCACGCUGACUCUACAAUGCUGUAUCCAAAGACAGAGCUCUGUGAUGGACUGUCCUUCAGGACCUGCAGGGUUUUCAUCAUUCUUCUAACACAGUGUUUAACAGUUUGCGUUGCAGAGCAGUCAGAGUUGAUUUGUUCACAUCAACCAAUCGUAGCCCUGGCUGGUGAUGAUGUCAUUCUACCAUGUUACCUUGAUCCUCCAAUCAGUGCCAGUUCUGAGACAGUGGAGUGGACCAGACCUGGUUUAGAUCCAAAGUACAUCCAUUUUCACCAAGAUGGACGACUGAUGUUUGAAACUCAAAAUCCAUCUUACAAUAACAGAACGAGACUGUUUGUGGAUGAACUGCAGAAUGGAAACGUCUCCAUGAAAAUCUUCAAAGUGAAAAUCUCUGAUGCAGGAAAAUACUUUUGCUUCCUUGAACCAAUGUUGAAGGAAGCUUCCAUCCAACUCACUGUUGGUGUCGUCUCCACUCCCAUCAUAGAGGUUGUCUCCAAUAACAACAGCAGUAAGGUUUUACAGUGUGAGUCUAAAGGCUGGUAUCCAGAGCCUGAGGUGGUCUGGCUGGACGGUGAGGGAAACCUCCUCUCUGCUGGACCUACAGAGACAGUCAGAGGUCCUGAUGACCUCUAUACUGUCAGCAGCAGAGUGACUGUGGAGAAGAGACACAGCAACAACUUCACCUGUAGAGUCCAACAGAAGGACAUCAACCAGACCAGAGAGACACACAUCUAUGUUCCAGAUUAUUCAUUCACAGUUCAGUCUGAUUGGAUUCUGAUCAUCGGCACUCCUGUUUGCAUUUUUGUGCUGUUCAUCAUUAUCAUGCUGAUAAUAUGCAUAAAGAGGAUCCAGGACAAAGUAAUUUCACAGAGGCAGAGAUGGAUGAACAGCAGGAUGUAAAAGAGGCAGCGUUUGUGAUUCCAAGAAAUCCAACAGUGAUGAAGAAACAGAAUGCUGAUGGGAUUGUAAGCAGCUGGACAGAGUUCAGAGAUCACAGACAGAGGAAACAUCAGCAGGAAAUAACACUGAAGACACUUUAAAACACAGAGAGACGCAGCGUUGAACGACGUGGACUAAAAACCUCCUGUAGUGACCGAGAACGAGGAGGAAAUCAUUGUGACACUGGAGGAUAUUCUCCAUCUUUUCCUGCUCUACCAUCACACUGACAGAGAAUGAUGAUGUUGUUUGUCUUCCUAGUUUACAAUCUAUCCAUUGUGACUUUGUUUUCAGUCUAUGUGAGCAGGUGUUGUCUUUGAGCCAGUGAAAAGGCUGCAGACACACAGUGAAGAAGUGAGAUCUUAAUGAUGUUGGUGUCCAGUCUAAGAUAUGAGCUGUGACUGAAGAUUCCUGCUUUCAUUUCAUGGAUUGUAUCAAAGUUCCCACUUUAGCACUUAAAGUAAAGUAAAAUGUCAACAGGUUGUGUACAAAAGGCUGUGACUUUGUCCAUCAUCAUCCAUUCUCAUCUGUUUAAACUCAGAACUGUUCACUACAUGUUUCUUUACUCGAGCUGUAUGAGUUCAUUUUAUGAGUUUAUCUACAAAAGAAAAGUCUGCAUUGUUCUCCUUACACUGUGUGCUGGUUGAGAUUUGUCCUGUAAGGAGCUGUGGAUGUGACAGGAUGCUCCUUUAGUUUCUGGUUUUAGUGACAAUGAAAAUACUGAUCUUGGCAUUAACCUCUGUUCACAUUUUAGUAUUUCUUUCUGCACUUUUCUGUAUUUAUAAUUCAUUAACUGCUGUCUGUAAGUCAAAUUAAAGCUUUACUGUACUCAACACUAUUAAAACUAUCAAUAGAUCAUACUCUCA
Messenger RNA from Dicentrarchus labrax (European seabass), 2080 nucleotides. RefSeq names its product butyrophilin subfamily 1 member A1-like. Bases 297 to 1178 code for a protein of 293 amino acids. The record is from RefSeq and is a predicted model, not a curated record. NCBI's taxonomy places the organism in Eukaryota, Metazoa, Chordata, Actinopteri, Moronidae. The transcript has 6 exons.